GACAUUAGAUCAGACACACGCGAGCGCGCAGGAACUUAGAGCGCGCUGUAGAAAUCUCUUGCCAGAUCAAACAGCGGAAUAAAUCAAUGGGAGUUCAAAACAAGUUGAUUUUGGAAACGGAGACAAGAGUUUGUCAAAGUUGUAUGGACUGCUCUUGGACCUCAGAUUCGCUAAAACGACAAAUGAGCCUGAUCUAGAUGACCUUCCUGUGGUACGGAAUGGAAGACCACACUGGUUGGUCUUUCCUGUAGGAUGGUGGCGCACAGUUCAGUGGAAGGGAAUCAAGGCACAGAAGAACCCAGAUCGAGUACAGACGCUUCCCCAGAGGUCUCCCUAUCCCGGGCCUCUAGAUCUAGGCAGCUGGCCGACUCCUGGCCCAUAUUCGAGACACAUUUCAGACCGUUCAACACCGAGAGAGACUUCAAGACCAUCUCUAACACCACUUCUAUGUUGGAGGAGAGUGGCUUCUACUGGGGUCCCAUGACUGUGGAGGAGGCACAUCAUAAGCUGAAGAAAGAGCCAGUUGGAACUUUUCUCAUGCGGGACAGUCGCCAGGGUCAUGUCUUUUACACGCUCAGUUACAAAGCGGCAAACGGUCCUGUAAGCAUUCGGAUUAACUUCAAGAAUUCCACAUUCAGUUUGACCGGCAGCAAGGAAAAUUUUGACUCUCUUUUCAAACUGCUGGAAUAUUACAUCAAAUCUCCUAAGAGGGCUCUGAUCAGGCCUUAUAGGAAAGAACCAGUGCAGUCUCUGCAGCAGCUAUGUCGCAGAAGGAUUAUAGAAACAUGUGGAGGAAAAGACAUCGACCGCAUCCCUGUGCAUCCGAUCCUCAAAGACUUCCUCCAUGCCUUCCCUCAUCCAAUAUGAAGACUAGACUCAUCGCAUUAAAGCGCUGCUCGAACACUCUUGAUGGACUCCUCACGGUACUGCUCUGUUUUAGGAAGCAGGCAUCAUUUUGUAGCACAUUUUGCAAUAUUUAUCAAGAACACUUCGACAAAGUUUACAUUGUCUCUGAAUGUUUACACUAUACGGGAAAAUUGUUUUCCUGGCAAUACGUUUCUGCUAUGCAGAGAGAGAUAAUACACAAUUUUUAUAAAAAUAAUAAAUAUAUUUGUAAAGCA
Triplophysa dalaica is the source of this 1121-nucleotide messenger RNA. RefSeq names its product suppressor of cytokine signaling 1a (gene socs1a). Bases 253 to 867 code for a protein of 204 amino acids. The record is from RefSeq and is a predicted model, not a curated record. Gene Ontology annotation, molecular function: 1-phosphatidylinositol-3-kinase regulator activity. NCBI's taxonomy places the organism in Eukaryota, Metazoa, Chordata, Actinopteri, Cypriniformes, Nemacheilidae. Gene Ontology annotation, biological process: intracellular signal transduction; phosphatidylinositol phosphate biosynthetic process. The transcript has 2 exons. Gene Ontology annotation, cellular component: phosphatidylinositol 3-kinase complex.